AUGUCGCUGCAAACACCUUCGUUAUUCUCCUUCCCGGGGGCAGCCUACACCGCCUCCCACAAUACGCUGGCCUCGAUCCUUGCACCUUCGGCGCCAAGCUCUGGCUGUGGGUCAGCGUUACCCUCGGAGCUCAUUCCAGGCGCACCGUCACCUACGCGGUCCAUUGAGAACUACACUCUCUUCUCCACACCCGAGUUCAACCCGAACGGCAUUGCUGUGUAUCCCGAGGGAAUAGAUAACCAGUUCCUCGGCGACGUACUAUCUCCCAAUUCUAGCUACAUCAACGAUAUCCAGUUCGUCUCCGACGUCCUGGACGACCUGCAGUCCAAGUUGUGCAUCGACACCAACAGAAUCUAUGGCAGCGGGUUCAGCAACGGGGGCAGUCUCACGGCGCUGUUAUCUUGCAACGGUACCGUGGGUGGGAGGUUCGCUGCACUGGCUGCGGUCGGCGGUGCGUACUACCCGGACGACGAGAUGACGGAGCCGUUGUUCGGCGCGGGCUGCGGAGGCGGGCGCGAAAACGUCACGAUCCCGUACCUGGAGAUCCACGGUGAAGAGGACAAGGUCGUGGCCUACGAUGGCAACAAUGGAGAUAGCCCGGCCAUGUACCCGAUACCCGUCUACCUGGAGAAACUCGGCUCGCUCAAUGGCUGUAACACCUCUGCUCCAGACCAUGCUGGCCUUACGGGAUUGUCUACCAAUUCGACGCAGAUACUCAACGGAGGCAAUAUCACGAAGUAUUCGUGGACGUGCAAUGGCCUCGAGGAUGUGAUGGUUCACUACAAGGUCAAGGGCCUGGGACAUGGGUGGCCAAGUACCGUAUACUAUGGUGGCAUCCUGGAUGAGUACCGAUUGGGACCCACGACAUGGAAUGCAAGCGCAGUAAUUGGUGAGUGGUUUGGCAAGUGGAGUUUGAAGAGCGCUUGGGGUACAGAGAACGCGACCUUUCAAAGCCAGGCACCUUGA
This is a messenger RNA of Neoarthrinium moseri, 966 nucleotides long. RefSeq lists its product as uncharacterized. The transcript is spliced from 2 exons. Lineage: Eukaryota; Fungi; Ascomycota; Sordariomycetes; Amphisphaeriales; Apiosporaceae. The record is from RefSeq and is a predicted model, not a curated record. The coding region runs from base 1 to 966 and encodes 321 amino acids. Gene Ontology annotation, molecular function: feruloyl esterase activity.